CGUUUCUCGUCCUGACCACGACGGCAUGGCAGACGUCUCCUCGUCUGACCUUGUUGGCAAUGCCGCUGCUGACACCGCCCAUCUCCGGGCCGAAAUUCCGCUGUUUCUUCACGACGACGAUGAUGCGGUCGCCUGUAAUUAUUUGGGAUGACGCCGGCCUUUUGUCAGCUUUCUUGGGAUGCGCAUUGUUGGAUGGAGAGGAGCGGAGGUAUAUCGGAUAGGGAUAACGAUAGAGGAUAUGGCGCAAACUCACCGAUUGAGGCUGCUCGUUUCAUUUUUAGGACGCUGGCACAUUCGACAAUGGCUGCGCCGGAGUUGUCGAUGCAAUUAAGCAUCGUCUGGUUUAAAGGAAGAAGUUGUCAGCGGAUGUAUCUCUCUCCCUCCCUCCUUCACUCUCUCACCCUGGCCCGAUUAUAAGGAAAACGGACAUACCUUUAGUUGGAUCAUCUUGGUUGCAUGACUUGGUCUGUCCCGUCUGCAAAUUCUGCUCUGUUGCUCUGGACGUCUCUUCGUCUCUUUACUUCUUCCUGUCCUCGCGAUUUCCCACUCCAAGAUCUGGUGCUUAAUAAGCAUCAGAUCCACCGGACCCCGGAUGAACAAUGUUCCGAUUGCUCCCAUAAAUAGCUCAGCCAAUCAGCGGCCAAGUUCCCCUUUCCAAGCAGCUGAUCGCCGCAUUAAGUAAUCCAGCCAAAAAUACGACGUCAAAAGCCUCAUUUUCAGCCUUUGGAGCCUGGGAGCUUUCUGUUCAAAUAUUCCCAGGCCAAAGCAAAACAGGGAGUCUUGAAGCGCAUCGCGUGUUGUUGCCCACAAUGAUCGCGGCUCUGCAGUUGCUUGCGACAUCAUCUGAACUAUAACUUGACAUCUUUAUUUUAUUUUUGGCUGCCCCAUGUCUAAACAAUACUUACCCCUUGUUCCCAUUCUAUCGCUUUCUAUCGCUUCCCGGCCUUUCGUUUCCCAUAUAUCCAUCUCGUGUAUUUUUAUUUGUAUCUUGCUUCAUACGUCCAAUUUAUGCAAUAAUACACCUUGAAAACCCCCAUUGACCGCGUCACGCAGUAUAUAUUCCCACGCUUCCGAUGGCCCCUAGCAUACCGCCUCCUGACCGCAAAGAGAAGUUGACGCUUUCUCAACUUGCCAGCUAUGAUGAUGUGAUCACAGACGCGCUAGUUGAUCGGGCCUACUUCUGGACCAAGAUCCGCAAAAACCGAACCAAGUAUAUCCCCUGCAGAGGUAUACUUGAAGAACAGGUUACCUCCAUUCUCCUCCACGAUGUCAUCGUCGGGAAAGACGCGCCAAAGGCUGAGAAAGCACUCCUAGCUCUCCCGGGGCUGAAGAAAUUCGUCGACCGCUUGAAAUCCGAUCGAGAGAAGGAAUGGUUUCGUCGACACCUGCGCAAGUACAUCGUCAUCUACCUUCCCGAUUGUCCCUUUGAGGUCAUGACCACCAAUCGCUACACCAUAACCACCCACGAGGCAGCCGUUUCUGCGCGAAAGUUCAUCGCCUCCGGAACGACGAUACGCGGGCUCAGCGGCACGCUUGUACCCAUGACACGCGAGGAGGAGAUGGAUCUCGAUCUAACAAGGAAGGAUUUUAGUAUCGUUAUGUCGAGCCGGAAGAAGACGCCGUCUAUCUUUCUGGGGCCGGCGCGUUUUGCGAAUCAUGAUUGUAACGCGAAUGGGAGACUGGUGAUGAGGGGGCCGGAAAGUAUGGAGGUAAUCGCGACUAGGGAUAUUGUGGUUGGUGAGGAGAUUACCGUCUCGUAUGGGGAGAAUUAUUUUGGUGAGGAUAACUGCGAAUGUCUCUGUCAUACCUGUGAGCUGGCACUCCGGAAUGGAUGGUCUCCGAAUGGUGUUGUGAUUGAUUCCGGGACGAAUAGCGGUGUCUCCACGCCCACGGAUGUAUGUGAGAAGCUAGAUCGAUCUGCUUUUUCGACGCCGCCCUCGCCGGGGUCCAGUAAUAAUAACAAAAGGAAACGCGGUUCAGAUUCCCGGUUUCUCUCCACGGAGAAUUCUACGCCGUCUAGAAGACGGAAGGUGGAGCGAAAGGCUUCGAAUUUGAGGCUUGAGAUGUCCAUGCCCAGCAGUCCAGAGGCUGGCGAACCUUCUUUCCUUUCAACUCUAGAUCAAUCCCUUUCCGAAUAUGCAAACAGCUGCAAGGACCCCAUUGCUGUUGAUCGUUCUACUCAUCAGGCAGAUGGCCUAGAUCCUCAUCACGAAGCUGAUAAUCCCGAUACGUGUAAUUCAUACAAAGCUGCUUCUUCUACGAACGACCAAUCGUCUUGCUCCCCUGGCCCAGAUGAAACGCAUAGUUCCACCACCACCUCCGCAUCUGCAUCUACCGAGGCAACCUCAAUAUCAGACACGACAUCGGUACAAAUUAAAAAAGAAUCGGCAGAGGGGCACGAACCGUUAGUCGCCCAGAGCACUGAUAAUAGGGACAAUCGGAAUCCUCACCCGGCAUGCGACCACCCCGCCGCUCAGACAGCACGAGUCCCCGAACUUGUCUUUGAAGAUACAAACGAUGACGGCGAAUUAUCCGACCUGUCGAAUUCCUGGGAACUAAACGACGCAGACAUGCUCGUUGUCAAACGAGGCCAAAACCGAAAACAGGAACGUAAUAAACGAGAAUCACGAAAACGGCGGGAGCGAGAAGAAUCAGAACCGACACUAGAAAGCGACCAACAACUCUCCUCCACUAGUUCGUCCUCAAAAAGACGAAAAACCCGCCGCACAAAAAUCCUCCAAACAAUCGAGCACGAAGACCCCUCCCCGCCCUUCCUCCGCAUCCCCGGCGAUUACACAAAAACCCCCAAACUCCUCGGCCAACGCUACGACCGCUGGGUCGACUGCUCCACCUGCAAUGCCUGGUUCGUGCAGGGCGACUCGUACUUCACACGCAAGGAGUGUCCGCGCUGCGAGCGCCAUUCGAAACUGUAUGGGUACCGGUGGCCGAAGACGGAUCGGGAGGGGAGAUGGGAUUUGGAGGAACGGGUGAUGGAUCAUAGGACUGUGCAUCGGUUUUUGACGUCGGAUGAGGAGCAUCGGAUCCAGAGGAGGGAUCGAGGCGUUAGUUUUGGGCUUGGUGCUGGAGGACUUGGCGGCACUGUUGGGAGCCCGACGCCGGAGAGUCCGGAUGUCAAGACUGAUACGGAUGGUGGGAGUGACUUUGGGGAUGAGAGGAGGAUGACGAGGGCGGGGAGGAGGGCGGUUAGGGAGUUGAGGAUGACAAUGUGACGGUUAGCUUUCUUUUCUUUUCAGUUUUCUUUUUGCUUUCUCGUUCUUGUCGUUUUAUCCCCUGGUUUGAUAUGUCUGAGAAGCUAACGUGUAUUCUAAACAAGUAUCUGGGAGUGUUAAUCUUUGGCGAAUGCAUCUUGUCAUUAUAUUUCUCUGUAUGAUUCUAUCAUGAUAGAUCUCUUCCUGCACUGAAUUAACGCCUUUCGCUUCUUUUCCACGAUUAUUCCUUAUCCCCUAUCUUUCAUCAUUGCCAUUUUCCUUUUUCGUUCUUUUUUCGCUUCCACUAUUUCGAUGGAAUGCGAUGUUGUUCAGGGGGAUAUCACGGAGUUCUUUUUACGCUUUUGGAAAUUUGAUACCCCUUUUCUGUGUCUAUUGGUGAUCUCCUGGCAAUGGCUGCAGCUACAACUGCAUAUAUCAUCAUCAGUAAUAUAUGACCUACGUGGAGGAAUUACAUUAUUUUGUUAAUCUGUAUAGUUAUUGCGAAUCCCAAACUUGCCCAAUUUUUGCUUCGAUUUUUCGCCGGAAUAUUUUUCUUUCCUUCUGCUCUAGCAAUUGGUCUGUUAAACAGUCUACCACAUUAGGUUUCAUAUGUUCACUCUCCCCCAAUUUGUUCUUGCUACUAAGCUAAAAGCCCAAGAUCAUCACAAAAUAAAGCGCACCCUUCUUUCGGCACCAUUACCAGUAGCUCCUCUUCCUCCUGCUGCUCCUUCACCACCAUUUCCCCCCACCACCAGUGUCCCCAGCUUCCAUCGCCCUUCUACACCAUACACACUCACAACCCGGUAUCACAAUAUGCCCCUCCCUUGCACUCCCGCUCCUAUUCACUUGAACAACAUUAGCCGCAUUGGUGGUAUUAGCAGCACCACCACCGGUGAUAGCACGAUUACGCUGAGUCUGGCGAGCUGCCGCUCCCUCCCCCGGGUUUAAGCCAAUAAGUUUAACCCCACCCGCUCCAUCGCUAAUCCCCAACAAGUUUCGCUGUGGUUGUCCCCAGGUCUUGGGUUUGCGUGCGGUGCUACCGUCAAUCCGUGGGCGAUGAUCACCACUGGGACGGGGCUGGGUUGCGAGCUGGUAUAAGAGGCGGAGGUAGCUCAUUGUAUCCUUUUUUGUUAUCGAGAUGUGUUUGGUUUCUCGGUAUUGUCUGAGGGCCUGGGGGUUGAGGAAGGGAAGGGAGGUGGAUAUCUGGUUGGCGAUAUUGGUUAAGGCUGUUUCGGUAUGACGGGUUGAGAUCCUUUUCUUUUCCCGCUCUUGUAUCUUGAUAUGGGUGAGGUGGCAGGAUAUGGGAAUUUGAGUUAACUAGUUGAUAUACGAUAGAUGAUCGAGCUCAGUUUCCGCCCUUCCUUUCGUUCUUUUCCUUUCUUUCGUCUCCCGUCCUCGUGAAGAUACUCAAUCAAUAGAGAAAUAGAAACCUCUGUUUUCUGGGCCCUCAGUCACUUCUUCGUUUUAUCCCUUUCCUUACACCGCCCAUGGCUCGCUUUUAUAUCUCAACCCUUUUCUACUGUUUGCUAUAAAAUCCCAGAGACAUAAUAUUUAUUCACAUUUAUAGAUGCCCAACCUUUCCUAGAUGGUUCUUUAGCAGGCAGAGAAACAAACAUUCUAAUUUUUCCUUUGUGGAGCACAAUCUCUCUGACAUGCAAUCAUACUUCUCCAUCUAUCCAUCUAUUUUUCUUAUGUCCAGCAAUGAUGACUCAAUGAUGUCAGUUUCAGAUGUAAUAAGUGAUUUAACUAUGCUAGUUAGUGGCUCAUUCUGAGGUUUAGACAUGCUUGUUUGCCCCUGAGCCUGAAGAGUGCCUGAUACGAAUAUACUAAUGUCAAAAGAUCUGCA
This is a messenger RNA of Blastomyces gilchristii SLH14081, 5055 nucleotides long. RefSeq names its product histone-lysine N-methyltransferase set9. The transcript is spliced from 2 exons. Gene Ontology annotation, molecular function: histone H4K20 methyltransferase activity; protein binding. Bases 1074 to 3230 code for a protein of 718 amino acids. The record is from RefSeq and is a predicted model, not a curated record. Lineage: Eukaryota; Fungi; Ascomycota; Eurotiomycetes; Onygenales; Ajellomycetaceae. Gene Ontology annotation, cellular component: nucleus.